This is a messenger RNA of Ilex paraguariensis (yerba mate), 1767 nucleotides long. The record is from the annotation of a GenBank genome assembly. NCBI's taxonomy places the organism in Eukaryota, Viridiplantae, Streptophyta, Magnoliopsida, Aquifoliales, Aquifoliaceae.
AUGGCUCUCUUUGGUGAUUUUUCACGACUAAUCUUUCUCCUGACUGUUCUGACACUCUUUUCUUCAGUAGUUAACUGUGAGGAUAUUUUUCUGGAGUGGCAUGUAGCAGUUGACAUGACGAUCAACCCAGCGUCGGUGGAUCAACCGGUUAUUACUGUCAAUGGGAUGUUCCCUGGACCUCUUAUUAAUGUCACAACGAACGAUAAUAUUCAUGUCAAUGUGUUCAACAAUAUGGAUGAGCCAUUGCUCAUGACAUGGAAUGGGAUACAACAAAGGCUUAACUCAUGGCAAGAUGGAGUAUCCGGCACCAACUGCCCGAUCCAACCGGCUAAGAAUUGGACUUAUGUGUUCCAGACCAAGGACCAGAUUGGCAGCUUCUUCUACUUCCCCUCCAUCAACUUCCACAAGGCCGGUGGUGGUUUCGGCCCCAUCCGUGUCAAUAAUCGGGUUGUCAUCCCAGUACCAUUUUCUCAACCCGAAGCCGAUUUCGACCUGCUCAUAGGGGAUUGGUAUAAGCAGAAUUUCAAGGAUGUUAGGUCCAAGUUAAAUACCACCUCUGAGGCCUAUGAUAGUUCGCCCGAUAGUAUGCUUAUGAAUGGCAAAGGCUCAUAUUUGGAUCCACUUGCAAAAGCCCAUGAAUCCUUUACUGUCACACCAGGGAAGACAUAUCGAUUCAGGAUCUCCAACGUUGGCAUAGCAUGGAGUAUCAAUUUUAGGAUCCAAAACCAUCGGAUGGUUCUGGUUGAAACCGAAGGAUCGUACACCAAUCAAAUACCGUUGGAUUCUCUCGAUGUGCAUGUCGGCCAGUCCUACUCUGUUCUCGUCACAGCCGAUCAAAAUGCAGCUGAUUAUUACAUUGUUGCAAGUCCUAAACUGGUGAAUGUCACUGAACAUAGUCCUCUUGUGGCUGUUGGUGUGUUGCACUAUGACAACUCCACCAUACCUCCAAAUGGGCCUUUACCUAUAGGGCCAGAUCCAUUCAACCGCGAAUUCUCGGUCAAUCAAGCUCAAUCCAUCAGGUGGAACUUGACCACUGGUGCAGCCAGGCCUAACCCACAGGGAACAUUCAAUGUAUCAAAUGUGACACUCUCACAAACAUUCAUUCUCCAUGGAUCAACAGCUGAGAUUGAUGGUGCUCCUCGCUAUACUGUGAACAAUGUGUCCUAUCUCACUCCAGAUACCUCAUUGAAGCUGGCUGACAGCUUUGCCAACGGGUCUGGGGUUUACCUACUUGAUGAAUUUUCUGCUAAUUCUUCAAGGCCGAUGUCUGUGAAUGGUACUUUUGUGGUGAGUGGGAAGCACAAGGGAUGGCUUGAAAUUGUGUUCAAGAAUGAUUUGAGUGUCAUGGACUCCUGGCAUUUGGAUGGAUUCGGGUUCUACGUUGUAGGGUUUGGUGAUGGAAACUGGACACCCAACUCCAAUUCUACCUACAACCUUUAUGAUCCAGUAGUCCGCUCCACUGUUCAGGUGUACCCAGGAGGAUGGACUGCAGUUUAUGCAUACCUAGACAACCCAGGAAUGUGGAAUUUGAGGUCACAAAUAUUGAAGCAUUGGUACUUAGGCCAAGAGCUCUAUGUGAGGGUUUAUGAUCCUGAUCCCAACCCCAAUAAAGAGAGGCCACCCCCUGGAAACCUACUGUUUUGUGGAAAGAUCGAUCCUCCUCCUCCACCACCUUCGACGCCGAAGCCAAUUCCUGCACCGGUACCAGUGCCGGUGCCGGAUGCGCCAUUGCCAGCUAGUGCAACAACUCCACAAAUACCAUGGUGA